GGAAGAUUGGGGGCUCUGAGGAUGGAGAGAGAAAGAGAGAGGGGGGUUUAAAACGUCAGCGCGUGUAGGAGCCCUGCUGCCAGUCUGCAUGUACUGAUAUGUGCGACCCUCGAGGAGUUUGUGCACUGGUCAGGCUCGCGCACUGGGAUCCUAACUGUCACCAGCACAUAAAAGCGCGGAUAACGGUGAUGAUUCCCCUCACACAGCAACACGAAUCGGAGCUAAGUGUACGCAGAUGGCAGCGAAGAAGUAUCCUGUCAGUUUCCAGACACCUUUGGAUGUGACACUCUCCAAGUAGCGGAGUUUACCGUGACAGACAGCAGGUGGGAUUCCACUCAGAGGAGAGCUCGUGCUUGACUUUAUGUUGGACAUGGGACCGGGUCUCGACUGUUUUGGAUACGGUACCAGAGGAACCGCGUCUUCUUGAACGGAGAGCUGUCGACAGACAGGACAUCGACGAGAUGCGCUCCGACCACGGCUUCAUUCUGCUGCUCCUCAACGGGACAGCUUGCUUGUUGGCUCUAGGACAGGAAGAUACCCACUCGUUAUCUUCUACCUUCUCCUCGUCUACGUCUAAGUCCUCCUCCUCAGCAGACUCCUCAAAAACUCUGGGGGUUCUGGGAUCUCAGGGCUCGAUUUCACCCCUGAGUCGCUGGGUGAUGCACAGCCGCAGCCGUGCCGCCAACACUUCCACAAUGGAGCUCCCCUAUCGAUCGCCGGAGCCCUUUUCCAAACAGGAAUUUUGGGAAAUGCUAGGCAGCGAUCUCCUGAAAUCUGACACGGAUGCAUCAGGGAACCCGCGUGUCAAGCGGCACCCACCAAUCGUCAAAACUGGCAAAUUUAAGAAAAUGUUUGGCUGGGGUGACUUCUACUCCAACAUCAAAACGGUGCGCCUCAACCUGCUUAUCACGGGUAAGAUAGUGGAUCACGGGAAUGGCACCUUCAGCGUCUACUUCCGUCACAAUUCCACCGGUCAGGGGAACAUUUCAGUGAGCCUGGUACCUCCAGUGAAGGCAGUGGAGUUUGACUUGGAGCGCCAGAGUGUGGUCUAUCCUAAAGACUCAAAGAUCUUCAACUGCCGCGUUGACUACGAGAAGGUGGACCGUAGCAAACGCACAUCGCUCUGCAACUAUGACCCCUCCAAGACCUGCUUCCAGGAGCAGACACAGAGCCACGUGUCCUGGAUCUGCUCCAAACCCUUUAAGGUCAUUUGUAUCUACAUUUCCUUCUACAGCACAGACUACCGUCUGGUGCAGAAGGUCUGUCCAGACUAUAAUUACCACAAUGAGUUGCCCUACCUGCCCUCAGGCUAGAGCUUUGUGGAGCAAUGGACUGGGGCAAGGAGGAUUGGUUGGGGG
Molecule: messenger RNA, 1358 nt
Organism: Carassius gibelio (silver crucian carp)
Lineage: Eukaryota; Metazoa; Chordata; Actinopteri; Cypriniformes; Cyprinidae
Product: neurexophilin-1
Exons: 2
Coding region: 462-1313 (283 amino acids)
Molecular function (GO): signaling receptor binding
Source: RefSeq, a predicted model, not a curated record